UGGACGUGACUCUGGACCCAGGGACCGCUCAGUCCGAACUCAUCCUGUCUGAGGAUCGGAAAUGUGUGAGACACGGAGACACCCGACAGGAUCUGCCCAAAACCCCGGAGAGAUUUGAUACUUGUGUCUCUGUCCUGGGCUCGGAGGGGAUCACGGGCGGGAGGCGCUACUGGGAGGUGGAGGUGGGAGACAAGACGGGCUGGACUCUGGGGGUGUGCAGGGAGUCUGUGCGCAGGAAGGGGUGGGUCACAUGGUCACCUGGCAAUGGAUACUGGGUCGUGUGUCUGUGGGAUGGGGGAUACGAGGCCUGGACCUCCCCGUUGACUCCCCUCCCCGUGCGCGUGCAGCCAAGGUGGGUGGGGGUUUUCCUGGACUACAAGGCGGGUGAGGUCUCAUUUUACAACAUGACUGACAGGUCCCAUCUCUUCACUUUCGCUGACACCUUCUCGGGGAAACUGCGCCCUUUCUUCAGUCCUGGUAUCAAUCCUGGGGGCACCAACGCGGCUCCCCUGACCCUGUGCCCGGUCCCAGCCCAGCCCUGAGGGAAUCCCUGUCCCUGCCUUGCCCUGCGGCACAGACUGUCCCCUCCUCGCACCCCGACUGCCAGCCCCCCGGCGCCCCCAGGGUGGGUGCAGGGC
This is a messenger RNA of Alligator sinensis (Chinese alligator), 638 nucleotides long. Its product is annotated as E3 ubiquitin-protein ligase TRIM39-like. The transcript has a single exon. The record is from RefSeq and is a predicted model, not a curated record. Lineage: Eukaryota; Metazoa; Chordata; Crocodylia; Alligatoridae. Gene Ontology annotation, molecular function: protein binding. The annotation marks the transcript as partial.